Messenger RNA from Engraulis encrasicolus (European anchovy), 446 nucleotides. Its product is annotated as metallothionein-like. The coding region runs from base 96 to 278 and encodes 60 amino acids. Gene Ontology annotation, molecular function: metal ion binding. The transcript has 3 exons. Lineage: Eukaryota; Metazoa; Chordata; Actinopteri; Clupeiformes; Engraulidae. The record is from RefSeq and is a predicted model, not a curated record.
CUCCUGUCAGAUACACACAUCCGACUCGCAGAAAGACGCAAAGACUUGCUCAUCUCUUGAAGCUCUUAGGAAAAGGAGAAACUCACCUGACAACAAUGGACCCCUGCGAAUGCUCUAAGACUGGGACUUGCAACUGUGGUACCACCUGCAAGUGCACCAACUGCCAGUGUACCUCCUGCCAGAAGAGCUGCUGCGACUGCUGUCCACCCGGAUGCAGCAAGUGCGCAUCGGGCUGCGUGUGCAAGGGCAGAGCCUGUGACGCCAGCUGCUGUCAGUGAGCCGAAGCGACAGAAGAUACCUUCCUGUGAAUUCCCACACUUCUCCAACGUGAUCGUCCUUCUUGUGUUGUGCUUUUGACUCCUGUUUAGUUUUUUUGUAUUUAGAUGGUGUACCUGUUCAACUUGUAUUUUUUUACAUCUAAUAAAUGAUAUCAUAACCAACAUCAA